AUGGAUAUCGGCAACCUGCCUGAGAAGCUGCAAGAAGCAGCCGAUGGGCCCUCGGAGAGCGAGUCUCCGGCUGGAGGGGAGGUGCGACGUUCCUUCUCGGAUCCCCGAAGCCAACGGAGCAGGACGCUGACCUCGACGAUCUCCCCGCGACUCCCCGGGGUCCCGGUCCGCUAUGGCGUCCACUCCAUCCAGAAUCAGCGCAGCGAGAUGGAGGAUGCUCAUCGGGCCGUCUUAGGCGCAGCCUGCUGCAGCCCCUCCCUUCGAGCUCAGGCAGAGAGGUGGCUUGGGAAUCUCAGCUACUUCUCCGUCUUCGAUGGGCACGGCGGUUCGCGAGCUGCCGAGUUCUCCAGUGACCGUCUCUUCAGCCUCCUCGUGGAAAAUCGCGAUGAGCUGCAUGCGGAGCCGGAGCUCGCCCUGCAGAAGGCCUUCGCGCAGACGGAGGCCGACUGGUUGACGUUGGCCAGAGAAGAGGACCUCAUGGACGGUACCACGGCGGCAGUGGUGGUCGUCGACCGCAUGGCCGGCCGGUGCAUCGUUGGCAAUGUGGGUGACAGCGAGGUGAUGCUGGGAGGGCGCAGCCCCGAUGGCAGCAUCUAUGCCCAGGCUCUCACCGAGGUCCACCACUGCAAGAGGAGCCACUCUGAGUCGCAGCGCAUCCAGGAUCUUGGUGGUCGCGUCUGGCACGGCCGGCUAGGCCAUCCCAAAAUCAGUCCGCAGGUGCUGUCUUUGUCGGUGUCGCGGGCGAUCGGAGAUCUUUUCUUCAAAGAUGACAAGUUCACCGGUGGCAUGGCCUCGGGCCUCACGGCCGACCCGUACAUCCGCUCAGCAGAGGUUUGCCAAGGCCGACUGCAACACGAGUUUCUGCUCAUCGGCUGCGAUGGCUUGUGGGAUACGGUGUCAUAUGAGCAGGCCGCAGCGCUGGUCCUGGACAAGCUCGGAGAAGGGGAGGAGCCCCAGGCCAUCAGCGAGGCGCUGGUUCGAGUCGCGCAUGACGCGGGAUCGAUGGACAACAUCACGGUGAUGGUCGUCGCGUUCUGA
Symbiodinium sp. CCMP2592 is the source of this 1038-nucleotide messenger RNA. The record is from the annotation of a GenBank genome assembly. Lineage: Eukaryota; Dinophyceae; Suessiales; Symbiodiniaceae.